AGCAAGAUUUGGACGACCUGAUGCAUUCGUUAUUAUGGAGAUGGACAAGAUUAAACAGCUUUCGAAACUUUCUGAUAAUCCUCGUGAUAUUUGUAUUUUUUCAAGCAACAUAGUCAACAUUGUAACAGUCAUAAAGGCUUUAAAGAAGGAGUACUACUUGUUUAACCCGGAAUCUGUGAGAGCUGUUGUGGAGAAGAUGACACCGACCUUGAGGUACCGUUGGUAUGACUACGCUGCGGGGCGACCUGAGGAAGAGGCGGACUUAGUUAAAUUAUCUUCUUUCUUUUCCCGCGAGGCGGACCUUUGCAGUCGGUAUGCUCAAGUUGAAAAUGUUAAUCACUCGUCAUCACAAAGAAGACCGUUUGUAACAAAUGUGGCAUCUACUACUGUAACAUCUAGAACGUCUAUAACACCAAAGAAACAGAGCUGUGAAUGUACUGUCUGUCAUAAUUUACAUCACAUAAAAGACUGUAAACAGUUAAUGGAUUUGCAGAGUAAAUGUAGAUGGGAGAAGGCUAAAGAUUUGAACCUGUGUUUUAGAUGUUUAGGACGUCGCAAUCAUCGUCAUAGGUGUUCCUAUGAGCCGUGUGGGAUCGGAGGCUGCAAGGCGUCUCAUCAUUCACUUCUGCAUUUUUCAGCGUCUCCCUCAGAGACGCCAGUAGAACCAGCAGGAAAAUCAGCUGUUGUAGCUGCGACUCGACAGAAAGUUGGUAGAGCUUUGUUGAAGAUUGUGCCAGUAAGAUUGAGAGGUCCCAAGGGGACCAUGACUACAUUUGCAUUGCUUGAUGAGGGGUCAUCGGUCACUCUUAUAGAAAAAAAAGUUGCUUCUGAGAUUGGACUUACAGGUCCAGAAGAGUCUUUUAUUAUUGAAGGGGUAGCAGGAGCACGUACGGAGGCUUCCAGUUCAAGGAGAGUGAGUCUCUAUAUUAAUGGUGUUCACACGGAUAAGGAGCAUAAAAUAGAAGCACGAACAAUAGAUAGUUUGAAUCUUAAUCACCAAUCGGUGGAUGCAGAUAUGAUAGAAGGUUGUGAUCACCUUCUGGAAAUAACCGAGGAUCUUACAUAUGAUCGAGGUACACCUACUCUUCUUAUUGGCCAGGACAACUGGCAUUUGAUUAUUUCGAGGAAGAUAAGAAGUGGUGGGUGCAGAGAUCCAGUUGCAUCAUUAACAGAAUUAGGUUGGGUAUUGCACGGGCCUACUAAGGGGACUGGAAAAGUUAGUGUAUUAAAGCUCGUAAAUCAUAGUGAAGAAGAGGAUGAAAAGAAUGAAAAUAAAUUAGAAGAUUUGUUCAAACAGUUUUUAAGUAUAGAUUCACUAGGAAUCGAACCAAAACGUCCAAAAAAUGAUCCAGAGGAACGCGCGUUGUCAUUAUUAAAGAGCUACAGCCACCGUCUUCCUGAUGGACGUUUUGAAUCGGGGUUGCUGUGGCGCAAAGAAGAACUGGAGUUACCAGAAAAUAGAGAGAAUGCUUUAAGAAGAUUGAUAGCGAUUGAGAAGAAAUUAGAUAAAAAUCCUAAGCAGAAGAUGGAGUAUAAUGCUCAAAUUGAAUAUCUUUUAGAAUGUGGCUAUGCUGAGGAGGCCCUACCUUCGUCUCGUUCUGGCCGCACUUGGUACCUACCACAUUUUGCUGUGAUUAAUCCAUCAAAACCAAAACCGCGAAUCAUUCUGGACGCUGCUGCUAAAACGAAUGGGAUAUCCUUGAAUGACAUGUUACUUACCGGACCAGAUCUGUUACAAUCGCUACCUGGAGUUUUGAUGCGCAUGACAAAGACCAAUUGCUGUGUCAGGAGAUAUUCGUGA
This is a messenger RNA of Pieris napi, 1801 nucleotides long. RefSeq lists its product as uncharacterized. The transcript has 2 exons. Bases 35 to 1801 code for a protein of 588 amino acids. Lineage: Eukaryota; Metazoa; Arthropoda; Insecta; Lepidoptera; Pieridae. The record is from RefSeq and is a predicted model, not a curated record.